AUGGAGACGCUCCGGAACAUGUUUGCGAAACCAGACCCCCAGGCACAGUACCGAAAAUGCAACGCCCUCCUCCGAGCCAACAUGCGCAAACUCGACCGCGACAUCGCCUCGAUCAAACAAACCGAAACCAAAACCAAAAACCUCAUCAUCGCCGCCAACAAGCGCGCCCAACGCGGCGACCCAGCCCGACAAAAACAAGCCCAGCGCGAAGUCCGCGACUUCGCGCGCGAGCUCAUCCGCACGCGCAAAGCCGGCGACCGCCUCGUCACCGGCCGCGCCCAGCUCGCCAGCGUGCAGAUGCAGGUCAGCGAGGCGUUUGCGCUGCGCCGCAUCGAGGGCAGUAUCCGUGCUGGCGUGGGGAUCAUGAAGGAUGUGAAUGCGCUCGUGCGGCUGCCGCAGUUUGCGCAGACGAUGCAGGAGUUGAGCGUGGAGUUGAUGAAGGCCGGGAUUGUGGAGGAGAUGGUGGGGGAGGUGUUGCCUGUGGAUGGGGAUGCCCUCGGGGAGGAGGAGGAGGAAGCUGAGGGGGAGGUGGAUAAGGUGCUGGGGGAGAUUUUGAAGGAUCGGAUGGAGACGGCGGGGCCGUUGCCGAGUGUGCCGUUGCCCGCGCAGGGAGAGCAGCAGCAGGCGGUGGCACAGAAACAACAGCAGCAGCCUGUUGAGGAGGAGGAGGAGGAGGAGGAUACUGAGGCGAUGAUGGACCAGAUGCGGAACCGGCUGGAGGCGCUGCGGAGUUGA
Molecule: messenger RNA, 735 nt
Organism: Dichotomopilus funicola
Lineage: Eukaryota; Fungi; Ascomycota; Sordariomycetes; Sordariales; Chaetomiaceae
Product: Snf7-domain-containing protein
Exons: 2
Coding region: 1-735 (244 amino acids)
Biological process (GO): endosome transport via multivesicular body sorting pathway; late endosome to vacuole transport; protein transport
Cellular component (GO): multivesicular body; ESCRT III complex
Source: RefSeq, a predicted model, not a curated record